This is a messenger RNA of Harpia harpyja (harpy eagle), 1324 nucleotides long. RefSeq lists its product as uncharacterized. The transcript has 8 exons. The record is from RefSeq and is a predicted model, not a curated record. Bases 1 to 1299 code for a protein of 432 amino acids. NCBI's taxonomy places the organism in Eukaryota, Metazoa, Chordata, Aves, Accipitriformes, Accipitridae.
AUGGUCUUGGCCACCAGACCUGGGAGCAAGGGCACGGCAUGGUUUAGUGACAUCAGCUCUGUUGGGGUGGACCCAGGAACCCCGGUGGGUGCAGGAUGGAGGAACCCGGAUCACCGAGUGACCUUCCAGGAGCUGAUGUCCUACAGCCACCCAUGGCUCUACACCAAAAAAGAUACAAAACCCCCCCCCAACUCAUUAUCUGCCCAAACCGAGCUUCUCUGCAGGAGGUCUGUCUCCUGGACAGACGGACCCUCGUGGGGACGCCUGGCCAACUUGGUGACACGCAUCAUCUUGGAAGUGACCCUUGGCCAUCACCAACGUUUUGGGGUUGGUGCGGGUCGUGCCCCGACACCUCACACCCCACGUCCAGGCUUUGGCUUCCCCCCCGUGUCCCCCCCCAGCACUUUUGCAGCCAGGCGUGACCCGGCGCUCUGGGCCGCCCAGGCCCCCCCGUCCUCGUGUCUCUCGGAGGCCCGCGGCCCCCCCGGCCCCCACCUCUGCACAGCGCAGCGAGGGGCGGGGUCGGGGCGGGGCCUGGGCGUGGUCGGGGCGGUGGCGGCGGGGCGGCUCCCGGGGGUCGGUGCGGCGCCGGCGGGCGGGCGGGCGGCAGCCGGGACGCCACGGUGGCGGGUCCGGAUGCCGGCAGGAUGGUGCUGGUCCCCGUCGCGGUGCUCUGGGCCCUGGCUCCCCUCCUCGCCUGGGCAGACCAGCCCCCCGUCACCGUCACGGCAUCCGUCGGCGAGGACGCCUGCCUGCCCUGCGGCACCCAGCCCUGGGGACACCUGCGUGGGGUCACCCUCACCUGCGCCCAGCAGAAUGGCACCCACCACCCCCGUCCCCGUCCUCAGCCACCGCCUGGGCUGGCACCCACCGCUGGAGCCGGGCUGGCACCCGUCGGAGGAGCCGAACAGCCGGUUUAGGGGCAGAGUCGCCUUCUGUGCCAUGGGGCCGGGGGACGCCGGCGUGUCCCUGCUGCUGAGGAACAUCAGCGAUCCCGAUUUUGGGAAUUAUUCCUGCUACGUGGCCGGUGACACCGCCACCGCCCCGCAGCUCCUUUGCAGCCUGGUGCUGCAGCCCACCGUGGCAGAGGUCCCGAAAAAUGCCGAGCCGGAUAUGAUCAUGAUGGUGUGCCUCCUCACCGCCGCCUUCGCCGUGGUGGCCAUCGGGGUCCUGGUCUGCUGCCACUGCAGGAGGCGGUACUGCAGGGGCCGAGCCCAGGAGGCCGGAGCUGGAGCUGGAGGAGGAGGAGGAGGAGGAGGAACGGUGGCCUUGGGUGACCUGAAGGGUCUCAGUGCCUGAGGGCACCCACAGCCCCACGGAGGAU